ACUGUCCGUGGAAAACCUUUUUCCAGCAUUUGUAGCAGCAGUUGGCGUGGAGGUUUCAUGACGUUCGCAGCAUAAAGCUCGGUCGGUGUUGGAAAAUUCGUGUGCUACCAAACCUAAAUGGUGUUUUUUCUUCCCCUGCACUUUCGUUUCCCGCUUGACGUCGGUCGUUGCUUGCCUCCGAGUUUGAAUUUUCCUUUCCCACACAACGCCCAAGGCAUCCCUAUCGGAUAAUGUGAUGAUUGUGAUAUUUUCGGAUUUAAUAAGUGUAUGGCUAUAAAUUGAUUUUCCUAUUGGGGGAAAAUAGAGUGUCACAUAAUUCUACUGCGUUUGGGGAUAACAGUUGGAGUUUUCCAGUGAAAGAUGUCAGUGUAGGUGGACAAGUGAAAAUUACAACAACCCAAAAAUGGAACAAGUUCGUGUUCACUCCAAAGGCAAACAUCGUAGUUCUCGAUCCGGAUCUAGUUCACGACGAACAUCGUCCAAUAGUGGCCAUCAGCGAUUGGACGCAGAGCAAACUCCAAGCAAUCCACGGGAAGAUGAAGAACUUGCUAAAAAUAGAGCACCUUUCCCAGCAGGUGGUCCAGAGGAAAAUGCAGAUAGUGCCAGCACGACGACAAAUGCCAGCAGUACGAAGGCGCAUAACAACAUCAACAACAAUAACAAUGUUGAUGAUGCAAUUGAUGCUAAUAAAAAUCCACCUGAUCAGCAGCGGGUGGAAACGACUUGCAUUGAGGUCGUUCCUGAAAAGGACGAUAAACUACAGAAGGGAAUUCUGGGCUACAUGGAUCGUCAACUAAAGGUGCAGUCCCUAUCAGAUCCGCAGAAAAGUCCUGCCCAGAGAAGCACCCGUAGUCGCAGUAGCCUGGAUAAAAGCCCACGCAGGAAACGCAGCAAAUCGGAGUCCCGUAGGCGGCGGGAGCGGAAAAUCAUCGCAGCAGGUGAAAUGGAAGUGCGCCAGGCUAAUGAGACCCUGAUGCGAUAUCUGAAGCAGUGUUCCGAUUUCAACGAUGCGUCGCUUUCCGGGGAUUUGGAAAUUCCGGAAAAUCUCGAGGAUCGGCGGGUACACCGAAAGACCAAGUCACAACGAGAGCGGAAGCACCAGCAGCAGAACGCUCCGAAGCCCACUGGUGAAGACACACCCAACUACCACGGGGAAAUCUACAACCCAUUUACGCCGGUCGUGUCUCCAACGGCGGAAGCAGCCCCGACUAGAAUUGAUAAGAUGUACAUACAGACGGCCAGCGGAUAUCGACCAGUAGACAAUACGUAUCACAAUCAUCAUCAUCAUCAGCUGCACCUUCAUCAUCCGCAGUACCAUCAUCAUCACCAUCUCAGGCCAAGGGGCGGAGGUGGACCUGGUGACCCUGAAAGCAAUAAUUACACAAUAAGAACCGCAGUUCAUUUAUCCGGUGCAGUGCAGAGGGUAUGGCUGCACAUUUCCAACGUUUGCCACGGUCUGCUGGGAGGACUGGCUCUGGCUCAUCUGCUGCUGAUCUGCACCACUAGACCAUACGAUUGGGUCGAAGCAUCCAUUCGGCACUAUUCGGCCUUCGCGGAAGUCUACGCCAACACGUUCUACUGCUUGGCCAUUAUCUGUAUGGUUUCGAUAUUCGAUAGAAUGGACAUUGCACACUUCAGCCUAUCGAGUGCGGCGGAUAAUAACAUUUCGUUUCGAUCGGUGGUUAUCAUCAUGAUCUACGCAGCAACGAUUGUCCUGAGUCUGUCGGCUGGAUCGAUGGACGAACGCCUUUACCUGUCUGCCUCCAAUGUGACCGUGUGGGAGGAAGAACUGGAAACGAACAAAGUGCUUAGUAUAUGGAAUACGCUCUCGAUAGCCCGCAGUGUUGGUGCUAUUUUCGGAUGGAUUGUGAUUGGUAUGUCGCCGGACCAUGAUCAGCUCUACGAGCACCUGCUAGAAAUGGAAAAAUAUCAACUUCAGUAAGCCGGGGACAAACAAUGAAAUCGACGAUAAUAAGCCCCUCACUAUCGACUACAAGUUAAGUCUAAUCUUCGUUAAUAGCAAGUAAUUGUAAAAAGGACCCUGUAAAUACUACAAUUAAGGAACUUAGCUAUUGGGGCAGAUACGAAGCAUAAAAGCAAACAUAGAGCAUUCAAUACCAGUAACCUAAUCGAAGCCGCAAGGCUCGAACAUCAUUGUAACAAUAAACCAGCAACAUAAAAGGAGAACUAAAGGACUACAAUAGGAUAUGCGUUGACGAAGACAAACCGAUCGAAUUAACGCUAAUCGUUGUGUAACAAAUUUAUCCAAAUCGAGAAAAUCUCGUCAACCAAACAUAACCGAUCACCGGCAAUAAUGUAUCCAUCAUUGAAAAUGUUAAAGUUAUCCGUAUCUUUCUCAUUCGGACAAGGAUCAAUUUAGACACUUGACUCUCCACACCAUGAUUAACCAUGAACUCGAAUACCGUCAGUAUAUCUUUGCCUAGCUCUUCGACAAACAUAAAACAAUCAUUAGAGGAACCCCAUCUUGUUCUGUUAUCCAUUAGGCUGUAAACGAUAAUCCUUGCAAAUCAAUAGGUUCAUAAAAUAAACCGUAGCUAAGAAACGUUGAGUAGGGAAAUCGGCCAUUUUGCAAGUAUGCUAUGGCAAUGGACUGAGAUAGGACAAAAUUACAAUUAUAGAGAAAUCACGGUUACUUGCAAGACUAUACAAAAAAUGUACAUGUGAAUGUUGAAAACAAUGAGAUAAUCAUAUGAUAGCGGACGGAACGUAUCGAAGUAUAAGAUAAACAUGAUGGAACUGUGGAUGAUAGAAUCUUCCGACUCCAGAAACAUAGUGAAUCCAGAGUGAAAGUAAACUUUCCUACAUGUGUAUACAGAAACAAUCUGAACUAGCUUAAUGUACGACACAAACUAAACACACUCACACACAUCAAUCAGUAGAGCGAACGUGCGCUAGCCUCUGGCUAUGGAUACUCAGAUCAGAGAGCGUUCCGUAAAAGAUAGUGCAGGCUUGCUAACAAUGUUAAUAUUUCUACAAAGCUAUAUAUUCUAGAGAGAAAACUCACAUACCAAAACAAACAAGUAGUGAAAGUGCAUAUUACUGGAUUAUUCCUUUUUUUUGUUGGAAAAUUGCGUUAGAAAAUACACACAUCACAAUAAAUGGGAUACAAGCAUUGA
Aedes aegypti (yellow fever mosquito) is the source of this 3137-nucleotide messenger RNA. Its product is annotated as hybrid signal transduction histidine kinase B. Bases 404 to 1942 code for a protein of 512 amino acids. The transcript is spliced from 5 exons. Gene Ontology annotation, biological process: cilium assembly. NCBI's taxonomy places the organism in Eukaryota, Metazoa, Arthropoda, Insecta, Diptera, Culicidae. The record is from RefSeq and is a predicted model, not a curated record. Gene Ontology annotation, cellular component: ciliary transition zone.